CUUUCCGCUAUAUAGCAGAGACUUGGGGAUGAAGAAGAUUGUAUUGACCGUGCUGACUGGGGAGUUAUGAGGGACACAUGCACUGGUCAUCUCACGUGGUGCUUCUAGAGUAGCCUUCACCUUUGAGCACUGGGUGGGGUUACAUGGAUGUGGGAACAGUUUAGCGGUAUGCCGAUACUCUUAGCUGUUAUAUAAGAGACACGCCAUUGUUGCCAAGCACUGUCGUCAUCAGCCGAAGCAACUCGAACACUGUCUUACAACGGCGGAACUUUGGAAGUAUCCGCAAACUCAUCGACCAAUUUCAGAGGUACUCUGUGUCGGAACCCACCCCUCAACCAACCAAAAUGAGCUGGGGAUACGAGAAGAACAACGGACCCGCCCUCUGGCACGAGAACUUCCCCGUCGCCAAGGGAAACCGCCAGUCGCCUAUCGACAUCAGUACCAAGGCCUGUCAAGUGGACAACCAGCUCUGCUCCAAGCCUUUCCAGAUUAACUACUCCACCGAGAAAAACGCAGAGGUGUCCAACACCGGCAGUUCCAUCAAGGUGCAGAUCAAGGAAGUCUCAGAGAUUAAAGGGGGUCCCCUGGAGGGCACCUGGCGCCUGGAACAGUUUCAUCUGCACUGGGGCUCCAGCAACGACCGCGGCUCCGAGCACACUAUUGACGGCAAGACUUAUGCUGCCGAGCUUCACUUGGUUCACUGGAAUGCCAAGAAAUACGCAAGCUUUGGCGAGGCAGCGGACAAACCCGACGGUUUGGCCGUUCUCGGCUUCAUGGUCAAUGUAGGAAAAGAGCACGCAGGAUUCAAAACCAUCACCGAUGUCUGCUCUAAAAUCCAGGAGGCUGGUUCAUCAGUCAAACUAGACAAGGACUUCAACCCGUCCUGCAUGCUCGGGAAGCUUGACCAUUACUGGACCUAUCUCGGUUCAUUGACCACACCCCCUCUCUUUGAAAGUGUGACGUGGACACUCUUUAGUGACGUCAUCGAAAUCUCACAAGCUCAGAUGGACGCACUUAGAUCACUCAAAUUCAACAAUGGGAAAUGUAUGAUGGACAACUAUCGACCCCCAUGUGCUCUGUGUGGCCGUUCCGUCAAAGCCUCCAAGUAAACGGCGGCAGCUCUCUCCUCCCUCAUCACCCCGUAUUCAUCGAGUAGUGCAAUUAUUACUGACUUGCCUUUAGCAAUUCCAACUACUGAACCAUCAGUACCAUGGGAAGAUAUUGGUUUUAAGAUUUUCUACAUAUAUAUCUAUAUUUUUUUUCUAUUUAUAAAUGAAUAAUUUUUAACACAUUAUUUUUAAUGAUAUCAUAUAAUUUAUUAUGAUAAGAUUAAUGUAUAUUAACAUCCUACUAUGGUUAUAUUAUACCGUCUUUGAGGUGUCCUAUUGCACUAAACACUGUUAUUCUUUUUUGUUUGAAAUGUAUUUGGUCUAAAAUAUUUAAACUUUAUUCAAUAUUACAUAGUUGGUAGCGUGCAAUGAAACUUUCUUACUGAAAAAUUAAAAACUGAGCUUAUUGAAAAUAAAAUUAAUUUCACCAGAUUUUUAAAAGUAACAUCAGAAAGUUGGAUUCAUGUCAUUUAAUUCGUCACUCCUCGAAUGAAGUCAUCACCAUCAUCAUCAUCAUCAUCGUUGUAUUUUUAGUAUUACAAAGUGAUCUAGAAAACCAGAUUUUAAAAAAAAGUUUUAUGUAUAUUAUGUUGUAAAUCCUCAUUUGUAUCUUACAAAGACUUCAGUGUGACUUUUGACAAAUUUGUAUAUACAUAUAUAAUUGCUUCACUUAGUGCUAAUGACGUCAACACACCGUCAGCGGAUGUGUUGAUUGUUUUUGAAUAUGCAUUGCGCAUGCUUAGCUUUAUUAGCACUUAAAUGACACCACUUCUUGCUGUUGGUUAGAAAUGAUCACAGAGUGUAUAGAUGAAGGUUUUCGUCCCGAAUUCUGUUAGUAUUUUGUAUAUAUCACCUUUGUUGUCACAAGUUUGAUAGAACAAAUAAAAUGUUUUAGUUUCAAUAAA
Molecule: messenger RNA, 2014 nt
Organism: Magallana angulata
Lineage: Eukaryota; Metazoa; Mollusca; Bivalvia; Ostreida; Ostreidae
Product: carbonic anhydrase 2-like
Exons: 9
Coding region: 345-1109 (254 amino acids)
Cellular component (GO): cytoplasm
Molecular function (GO): carbonate dehydratase activity; zinc ion binding
Source: RefSeq, a predicted model, not a curated record